This is a messenger RNA of Cataglyphis hispanica, 2438 nucleotides long. It is a transcript of the gene Abp1, whose product is annotated as drebrin-like protein. The coding region runs from base 143 to 1561 and encodes 472 amino acids. The transcript has 5 exons. Gene Ontology annotation, biological process: positive regulation of axon extension; regulation of actin filament polymerization; neuron projection morphogenesis. Gene Ontology annotation, cellular component: dendrite; cortical actin cytoskeleton; postsynaptic density. Lineage: Eukaryota; Metazoa; Arthropoda; Insecta; Hymenoptera; Formicidae. The record is from RefSeq and is a predicted model, not a curated record. Gene Ontology annotation, molecular function: actin filament binding.
GGCGUUGACAUUAGUCGAAGAGGCGAUCGGCUAAAGUGAUAUGCGCGUGUGAUAUUUGCGUAGUUUUGCGGUAUCGCACCAUUGCCCUGUCCUGUCAUAAAUCAUUUAUCUGAAUUUGUUAUGAAUUAAUUUAGUCAGAAAUAUGUCAAUUAAUCUGACGAAAAACAAAGAUGCCUUGACGGCUGCCUGGCACAGCGUAGUCGACGAUAAAUUGUCUACUAACUGGGCUUUAUUCGGUUAUGAAGGGCAGACAAAUGACUUAAAAGUAGUUGGAACCGGAAGUGGCGGGUUGGAAGAAAUGAUUGAUCGAUUGAAUAGCAGUCAUAUUAUGUAUGCAUUUUGCAAAGUCAUUGAUACUAAAACAAGUCUACCAAAGUGUUUGCUUAUUAAUUGGCAAGGAGAAGGUGCUCCAAUUGUUAGAAAAGGAACAUGCGCUAAUCACAUCAGAGAUGUAGAGAAAUUAUUAAAGGGUGCACAUAUAACAAUUACUGCACGUUCUGAAGAUGAUGUAGAGGUAGAUGCAAUUAUGGGAAAACUUGCGAGAGCAACAGCCUCCGCAUUUAAGUUUAAUGAACCUCGUGGUGAAAAUGAAGGACAUACAGGUCCCAUUGGAACAACAUAUCGCCGAGUAAUCCCGGAACAAGAGAUAAAUGCAACAGAAAGAGAUCAGUUUUGGCAAAAGGAAGAAAUGGAAGAGAAAAAAAGAUUGGAGCAAGAGCGGCUACGUUGUGAACAAGAACGACAAAAGUUAGAAAAAGAAGUUAGAGCUCGAGAAGAAAAGGAAGCACAAAUGAGAGAGCAAAAAGUAACUGCUAAGGAAAACUCAAUCGCGCGACAAAAGUUGGCCGAACAACGUGCCGAGGAAGUGAACAACUUACGCAAUCAAUUAGCUGCACAAAAUUAUAGCAAUGAUGUCGAGGAUGAUCAUAAAUCACGAAGUGAAGAGCUACGAAGACAAAGGAGCAAGGAGACACAACAAUUGAUUGCUCAAAGAACAAUAAACGCUAGAGCGGUUUUCGAGCAAAAUUCGGCGGCCGGUCAAAUGAAGACAAGUUCAGUUCAACAAUUUUUACCUAAGAAUAAUCACGUGGAGUCUGUGAGAAAAGCGUUGGAGGAUGCUCAAAUAAAAGAUCAACCAAAAUCUUAUGAGGAAACAUCAUCUGAAGAGAAAAAACUUACAAAUGUGGAGACAGUGACGACUUCAUCAUCUGCAGUGCCUCAACCUCAAAACACUAAUCAGGAAUCAAAGACAACAGCGAAGAAUCUACAAUCGGAAUCUGAACAAGCAGUAGAAAUUAAGGAACAAGUCACUGAAAAUGAAUUGUACAAUCAAUUGGAUGGCCCGUAUUUAUAUUUCGAUCCAAAUAACGAGGGAAUGAAAGCCAGAGCUUUGUAUGACUAUCAAGCUGCAGACGAUACGGAAAUCACUUUUGAUCCUGGAGAUAUAAUUACGCAUAUAGACGCGAUCGAUGAAGGCUGGUGGCAAGGGCUUGGACCUGAUGGGACUUACGGACUUUUUCCUGCUAAUUAUGUUGAAGUUAUUGACUAUAAUACAACAUGAUAAGAUAAUUUCAAAAAAAAAUGAUUGAGAAAAUUAUUAUCCUUUUUUUUUCUUCUCUGCAUAAUUAUUUGCAUAAAACUGCGAAAAUCAAUACGCAAUCUUAUCCUUAAUAAUUACAAUUAUGUCUUAGAUGUAAUUGAAUCAGGUAAUAAGAUAAUAACUGGAAAAACAUUUUGAAUGAUAAGAGAACAAUUUUGUGAUGACAGAAACGCGCUUACCAUAUUUGAUAGUGGUUAAAAUGCAUAUCUCCACAAUGUUUUGCGCCUUCCAUGCUAUUAUUUAAUAUUAAAACAUUUAUCUAAGAAGUGAAUAUACACAGUUAAUUUUUAAUUAGUAAAACUUCAUAUUUGUUGUUAUAUCCGUCGAUAUAAAGUGUAUGUCUUCCCAGGUCAUACAGGUUUUAUCUGAUAAUUAAUGGAUAUUACAUAAAUAUAUCUUUUUAUAACACCUUGUAUUAGAUGCCGAUGUAGCAAUAACUAAGAGUCUUAUAAUGUCCACAGAACUGUGUCAUACAAAAAUAUAACAACUGCUUAUUCAGACAUAUAUCAUUUUUAGAACAAUAAAUAUUUCAAUUUGUUACGGUUUAAUAAGAGAAGAAAUUAAAAAUUAAAAUACUCGCUUAUAUAUAUGAAAAAGCUGCUUUUUUUCAUAUUUUAAAUAUUGGUGCUAUUAUUUAUAUCCAAAAAGAGAAGAAGUAUGAAAAUCCUUCCUUUUUGUCGACAGUUGUUGGUGAAAUAACAUAAGAGCGAUAUAUCGACACGUAUUAGAUAUGAAAUUAUUUUAUUGUAUAUGAGACCCAAAUUUUUAUAGAUAAUUAAUAAUGAGAUAAAGUAGCAUCACAAUAUUCAUGUUACAUAAAUAAAACAAAGAAAAUCAU